UCCUCCCUCCCUCCCUCCCUCCAAAGGCUUGCUGUUUUUAGCGACCGCCCUCCGAUUUUCUUGGCGCGUCUCGCUUUCCACCAGAUUCUCAGUUUUUUCCCCAUCCCCACUAAUAAAAUACUCCAAUCUUUAUUGUUAGAUUAGAUUGCAUUCUUCCUAGGGAUUUCCUAGAGCCUUUAGUUAGAUUCCGCCUCCGCCUCGAUGAUUCCGUGACCGCUUCCUUCCGGUGAUCGUCAUGAAUCCUUAAGGUUAAGGCUCUCCAAGAAAUGCCAUGUGCACUUGAAGUAAUUGACACACGGUUACAGAGCACAGCACAUAUUCAGUGCAACACAUCAUUCGACCAAAAUAUUGGCAACCACUUUUCAAAGGGCCAGCUGAUACGAAAACCUUUUUCUGUUCGUCCUGAGAACAGGGAUACGGCAUUAACAAUACUUCCGCUUGGGCAUGAUUCACAUUGGAAUCUGGGGCCAUUUUUGUCUGACAUUCAAGAGGUCAGCACGGUAAGCUCUUUGACAUCAGGAGCUCCUGGUACAGAGGGCCUUGAAUUAUCAUCCGCACAGCCAAGAAUACUGUAUUGGUUAGGCCAGCUGAAUGAAAGGAACAUGCAUGAUCAGGCUGAUUCUUCUAAACCGGUUUCCAAUGGAAACCCACACGGACGAAGUACCUUAAGACAAUCCCGGCAUAGGAGAAAUGUCUGUAAUCCGUCGACAGCAGUUCCUCCCUGCCAUGUGGUUGCAAAGAAGUCUUCCAGGCCUGUCACUGCUACUUUGAGAUCUGAUUCUGAUAUUUUGCAUGAUGAUGACAAGCCUCCAAAAAGGAGUCCUAAAAAGAAAGGAAACAAGAAAGGGAAGCAUUACAAGCGAACAACACGCAAAAAGCUGAAUUUGGCAUCAGAAAUCACUUGUGAAGAGAAUACUUAUGCUGUUUGUCCUGUGGAGGUACUUCCGACCAAUUGGCUGGCUGAUAAAUUGUCAGAAACCACAUCCUCUGCUAGCUCAUUGGUUAAAGAAGCCCAUUUGGGUAAAGAUGAUGGAGGGAACAACAAUGACUAUGUAGAAUGUGGUACUAUACUGAAUUUAUCUACAUUAGGAACUAAUGAGAUGGAUGGUUCUGAAUGUACUGGUUCAUCUAAUGAUGCCACAGGAGUGAGAUUAAGCUGCAGUUGUGUUCCUAACAAUGGAUCAAAUACUACUGAUUCUUCAGAAUUUGAUGGAUCCACCUUCGCUGAACAUGGCUUGGGAGAAGAAAGCGAUAGCUAUCAGAAGUUAUUGUGUGCCUGUGUUUAUAACCCUGAAGACACAGAUUCAUUCUUUAGCAGGUGGAACAAUGACAACAGUGGGAACAGUGUUGGUGUUGAGGCUAGAUCAACCAUCAAAGAUGAACAUAGACGUGACCAUUUGCAUCCGAGGCCUUCCACAGGGCUGAAUAAUGUGAGGACGGAAUGCCAUUUGAUAGGUACACAUCUAACUGCUACUCAUGCUGAAGAUACAGAUGAUUCUUUUGGCCACAGCUCCUGUUGCUCAAAGGAUGUUACUGAUAGUAGUAGUCAUACUGAAAGAGUUCAGUGCAGCAGUGAGGCCUGCAACAGUAAGACUUCUCUUCAAUUUAAUUCAGGGAGAAGGAGCAGAAGAUCAAGAAAAACACCGAGCUAUAGUGAUUUGUCUGUGUCUAACAGAGUAGUAAGUGCUAAUAGGCACAAGAAUAGUGGAAAAGACAGUUCAGCUGUGUGGCAGAAAGUAGAAAAAAAUGACAAGACCAUAUCUAAAGCAGGACAGACGAGUGAAUCACCUAUUCGGGAUAAGAGUGCACAAGAAGACACCAAUAAGGGUGUACAGCAAGAUCCAACAAGGCAUAGGGCAAAACAUAAUCAGAGUACGAAAGCAUGCAAACAGGAGUCCCCAAAUGAGACAGUUGAAAUGGAGUCUACCAAAGAAGAACAAGAUGCAUUAAACUCAUGCCAAACAUCUUCUAGACCCACUUACAAGAAGCAAGCACCCUUUCUACGGCAGCAAAGAAGCUCUUCUUCUAAACAAGGUUCACAGUCAUCGAAAAACUACUAUGCUCCUAAGAAUGUUAUCCCCAAGGUGCCAAAGGAUUACUUGCAGCAAGAAGGAUUGCCUAUGUUGCAGCUAGUUCAUGACAAGGACACCGGUGAUAGACCAACCUCAAAUUCUUGUUCAGCUGAUGAAGUUAUUCUAACUGGAGUUGGCAACUGUCCAACUGAGGGAAAUGAGAGUUCACAGUCUGGUAUUGAGAAAGCUGCAUUAGCAUCUUGCAUCUCGGUUCCAGAUUUGACCCCACAAGCUGCUUCCAUUGAAGCCCACAUAUCAAUCACUCUUGAGGAUCCUCACUCUUUAUGUCCUGAAAACAAGGGCUCCAGGAACACUGAUCCUUGUGCUGCAGAAACGGAGGAAGCUCAAUGUGUGAAAUUAACAACCAAGAAUAAUCCUCAAGAAUCUUGUAAGUUGUAUUCUGCUGCUGGACACCUGUCACAGAAUUGGGUUCCUGUUGGAAAGAAAGAGGUGUUUAAUGUGAUGCAUUUAGAAGUCUCAGAGGCUUCUGUUGUUGAAGGGCCAGUUCCAGCCAAUGAUAUUUGUGAUUCAGUUUGUCCUGCAUCAACUAAUGGUGAAGACAGCAAAUUAGCUAGUGAAAUGACUUCUAAACUGAACUCAUCUGAGCACGUUGAUUUGAAAUGCCAAGCAUAUAAUGGAACCGAGACUGAUUACAACAAGAUAAGAGAAGCCAUCAGUGAUGUUAAUACGGCACAGCAGAGAGUGGAAGAUAUCCAACUUAUCAUUGGUAGGCCUCUUGCUGAUUUUGAACGAUUUAUUUACUCUGCUUCUCCGGCUAUGCACUGUAGCCCUUGCCCUACUGGCUGUAAAUCUGACUUGCAAGAAUGUGUAAAAGAUAGCUUAUGUUUGCACCAGACUCCAGACAUCACUCUAAGUAGUGUUUGGCAGUGGUAUGAAGAACCUGGCUGCUAUGGUUUGGAAGUAAGGGCACAAGAUUUCCAUAGAUCCAAAGGCUUGUGGAAUAGUCGCUAUCAGUUUACUACCUAUUUUGUACCAUAUCUAUCUGCUGUUCAACUUUUCGGUCAACCUAAAAUAACCAAUGGUGGAAGCAUUGCUAAGGAAGCAAUCAAUAUGGAUAUGACAUGUGAAACAUCUCCAUGUCUGAACUCGCCCCCAAUUUUUGCAAAGCUUAUGCCACGACAAUCUAAUCCAAGAAACAGGUCAUCUACUUCGCAUACUGAAGAUGAUCAGCAGUCAGCAAGUGGCGAGCUCAUAUUUGAAUUUUUUGAAUCUGAACAACCAUAUUGGCGGCGACAGUUAGUUGACAAGGUAAAUGAGCUGAUUGCUGGUGUGAAACCGUUGAAUUGCCAAAUAUCUGGAGACCCAAAGAAUUUGGAGCUCAGCCUGAAUGAUCUACAUCCAGCUUCUUGGUAUUGUGUUGCAUGGUAUCCCAUAUACCGUAUACCCGAUGGUAAAUUUCAGGCUGCAUUCUUGACAUAUCAUUCUCUUGGGCACUGGAUUCAUCGAAGUAGCUCAGCAGACCAGGCUGGUCACGCUCCUGUUGUUUUGCCAGUCGUAGGUCUGCAGUCCUACAAUGACAAGGCCGAGUGGUGGUUUCAGAUGAGCAAAGGCGAUUCUGACGAUGUUGAGUCACAGUCAAGCGAAGCAUCCCAGGCUCUGAAGGAGAGAUUGCGCAAGCUGAAUCAAGCUGCAGCGGUGAUGUCCAGGGCCACCAUGCUCAAAAAUGACGAGACGAGUAGAAACAGGCACCCUGAUUACGAGUUCUUCCUUUCUCGGUACGGAUAGAAUGUCUCAGAUGAAGUUGCCUGAGCCUCCUUCCUGAACAAGUAGAGCUUGACUUGUGUAGCCCAUGCCAUCUGCAUCUGAUCGCCUUUUGUGUUGCCUAGCUUUGCGAACGAGUGAUAGGAGGCUGCCAUACUGUGACGUACGUUAUCCUGUAUAUUAUUCAAGUGAGAGCAGAGUGAGAUUUAGGUGUGUGAGUGACUUUGUUUGUAGCUGAUGUAUGGUCAGAUCUUGAUCUAGUCUGUAUAUAUGUGCAACCGCAACCGACCCUCCCUGUAAGAUUAACAGCGAUGGACAUGCAUCUAAUUUUAGCUGCUGGGCUACCUUCCCUUC
Messenger RNA from Phragmites australis (common reed), 4148 nucleotides. RefSeq lists its product as uncharacterized. Bases 267 to 3818 code for a protein of 1183 amino acids. Lineage: Eukaryota; Viridiplantae; Streptophyta; Magnoliopsida; Poales; Poaceae. The transcript is spliced from 7 exons. The record is from RefSeq and is a predicted model, not a curated record.